Nematolebias whitei (Rio pearlfish) is the source of this 1191-nucleotide messenger RNA. RefSeq names its product interferon induced protein 44g (gene ifi44g). Lineage: Eukaryota; Metazoa; Chordata; Actinopteri; Cyprinodontiformes; Rivulidae. Bases 1 to 1191 code for a protein of 396 amino acids. The record is from RefSeq and is a predicted model, not a curated record. The transcript has 8 exons.
AUGGCUCCAGGACUGGCAACGGUCUUCGUGAUGAAGGAGGAACUACAACCGGCUGGAAGAGGUUACAACCAGAGGAUUGUGGUUUUUCUUCAGCUCGUCCCCCUGGAGAGGACACGGCGUCUGAGUGGUGCCAUGGAGAUGAUAUUUGGACUUCCAGCUGCUGCCACCACCUCCACCUCCACCACCACUAUUUCAUCACCUUUCAGCUUCUCUGUAGCUGCCAGCAAACUGCCCAGUCAGCAGAAAACCACAAGCGCAACAGAAAAAGAAGAGGAGAGACGUGUAGAAAUCCCUGUAUUUUCUGGAUUCCAGUCAAACCUGGACUCUCCGUGGAGAGAUGUCCAGUGGGCAGCAGAGCGAAGGGAGAACCUGCUGAAGGAUGUGGGCUCCUACAGACCGAGCUGUAAGGAGGUGACUCAGGCUCGGGUUCUCCUCCUUGGUCCGGUUCGCUCAGGAAAGUCCAGCUUCAUCAGCUCGGUCCAGUCGGUGUUUAAUGGAAGAGUCACCAACCGGGCCAUGGUGGGCUCCUCUUUCUCCACCAGCUUCACCAAAAAGCUGCAGUCCUUCAACAUACAGACUCAGGAUGAGCUGUGUAAUUCUGGGCUGGUCCUGUGUGACAUAAUGGGUCUGGGGGAUGGAGAGAUGACCGGGCUGACCCUUCACGACAUCCUGUCGGUCAUUAAAGGCCACGUACCUGAAGGGCACAAGUUCAGCCCAGAUCAGCCGGUGGGUUCAGAAACUGUGGGCUACGUGAAGAUGCCAAAGCUGAGGGAUAAAAUCCACUGUGUGGCCUUUGUGGUGGACGCCUCUCAAGUGUCAACCUACUACAGAAACCUCGGCUCCACCUUCAAACAGCUCCGAGAGCACAUCAGUGACCUGGGUGAGCAAAAGGCUGCCAGUUCAACACAAACAUGUUCCUGCAAGGAGUUAUGUUUAAACCAGGGCUCUGCAACCUUUAUGAUUAAAAGAGCCAUUUCUGCCCCUUCCAUGAGCAAAGCUGGAGCUCUGCUGGGUAUGUCCACCUCCUCCAUCGUUCCAGUGAAGAACUACUCAUCAGAACUGGACCCGGACGUGAACACAGACGUGCUGCUGCUCAGCGCUGUUGACCACAUCCUGCAGUACACCAACUUGUUUUUCCAGGAUAACGCACAACAAACGAGUAUACAAUUGCCUCGUGUGUCCGGGCUUUAG